ACCGUGCGGUCGUGGAAAAUCAUAAACCAGCAGUUUUGGAAAAGUCGGAUUUUCCCUGUCUCACCCCCUUUGCACUAUCGAGAGUAGUGGGUGGCGCUUUGCCCAUCGCGCUGUGUUCUAUCGAAUGUGAAAGAAUACGCGUGCAGCUGGUUUGAUCGAUAUUUGGUGAACUUUUAAGAAGAAGGGGGAGCUCAACAAGUGAUCGAAGAUUAAUUUAAAAAAAAAGUUGUUUAAAGCGAGUCGCUGAAAAUUAGUGCGAAGGAAACAGAAGCAGAUACUCGUUGCCACUUUGGACACGAACUCAUUUCGGAUCGAAACGUGACAGCCAAAACCGUGACAUUGGAGCACAGAAGCUACCCCACCGCAGCAGUCACGUGGUACGCAACGGAUCCCCAACCAGCACCACCAGCACCGUCGAUACUACUGUCAACAGCACUAUCCCAACGGCAGCAACGUCCAGCGCAUCGCACCCGGAUACCGCACCACCGCCGGCGGUCCCCAUUCGGCAGCACUAGUACAAGCUAUGACCACUAAGGUGGACGGCCCUGGUGGUCCUCGAAACAACGGCCACGAAAUGGCACCGCUCAAUACGCGAGCCCGCGGGGAUGGCACCCAUGGUGUCACCAUCAUGCUGUCCCCACCGGAUCGAAACUCGGUCGGAUCACGGGAGGGAGCCGGUCUCCCCGAUGGCGAUCCCGAUCGGGCGGCCUGGUCUGGCAAGAUGCAAUUUUUCCUCAGUAUUAUCGGAUACUCCGUCGGGUUGGGUAACAUCUGGCGGUUUCCGUACCUGUGCCAGCAGAACGGUGGAGGUGCCUUCCUCAUUCCGUUCAUGAUUAUGUUGAUCCUGGAGGGUAUUCCCCUGUUCCUGAUCGAGCUCGGAAUGGGCCAACGGAUGCGGCUCGGUGCCCUCGGGGUGUGGAACACGAUACACCCCUGGCUCGGCGGUAUCGGCAUCUCGUCCUGCAUUGUGACGCUAUUUGUGGCGAUCUACUACAAUGUGAUUAUCACUUGGUGCUUCUACUACUUCUUCAAUAGCUUUCAGGUCACUCUGCCGUGGGCUACCUGUCCGCAGUUCAACGGUACCGAUUUGCCCGAAUGUGAACGGUCCUCGGAGACCGCCUACUUUUGGUACCGAACAACGCUGGACGCAUCGCCCAGCAUCGAGCAACCGGAAGGAUUCAAGUGGUGGAUCGUGCUGUGUCUGCUGCUGUCGUGGACGGUAGUGUUCUUCAUCGUGAUGAAGGGCAUCCAGAGCUCGGGCAAGGUCGUCUACUUUACCUCGCUCUUCCCGUACAUCGUGCUGACGAUCUUCUUCAUCCGAGGUAUCACGCUCAAGGGAGCCGGCGCCGGUCUAAUGCACAUGUACACUCCCAAAGUGGAAAAACUGCUGGAACCGACCGUAUGGUUGGACGCGGCCACCCAGGUGUUCUAUUCGUUUGGGUUGGCCUUUGGAUCGCUGAUUGCAUUCGGCAGCUAUAAUACACCGAAAAACAAUUGCGUCCGGGACGUGAUUCUGGUGUCGGUGUGCAAUGCCGUUACCGCAAUCUACGCCAGCGUGGUGAUAUUCGCCAUUCUUGGCUACAAGGCAACGGUCGGCGUCGAUCGGUGUAUUGCAGUAAACAAAGGAAUUCUGUUCAAGCAUAAUAUAAUUGACUCGAUACAUGUGGAAAACGAUAUUUACGAGGCGAAAAUGAACAGCUUAGACGAAGCCACCAAGGCGAAUUGGACCUUUGAGCACUGCAGUCUGGAGGAACAGUUGGAUAGCGCCGCCGAGGGAACCGGCCUCGCCUUCAUCGUCUUCACCCAGGCCAUCGUCCAGCUGCCGGGAGCACCCUUCUGGGCCGUCCUGUUCUUCACCAUGCUGCUGUCGCUCGGACUGGGCUCGCAAAUCGGCAUCCUCGAGGGCAUGCUGUGUACGAUAUUCGACAUCGAUAUCUUUAAGCGGAUUAGAAAACCUUACGUCACAGGUGUCGUUUGCUUAUUCUGCUUCACGGUGGGAUUAGUCUUCACGACCGGAGCGGGUGAAUAUUGGCUCAAGAUGUUCGAUUCGUUCGCCGGAACGAUUGGUCUGGUUGUGGUAGCAUUGAUGGAAACCAUCGCCGUCAUCUACAUCUACGGACAUAAGAAAUUCACGGAGGACAUCUAUCAAAUGACCGGAAUCCGACCCGGUAUCUACUGGCAGAUGACAUGGAGGUAUAUUGGGCCCGUCAUCAUGUUCAUCAUCCUAGUGUCUUCGAUUCUGAGUAUGAUACUCAAGAGUCCCACCUACUCAGCGUGGAAUGGUGAAUUGGGCAUUACCGAGACCAAAUCCUACCCGGACUGGGUUUUGGGUAUUGCUCUGGCGAUGAUUGUCGCAUCCGUGCUUCCGAUGCCGCUGGUGUUCCUGCUGCGACGAUUCCAGAUCCUCAAGGUGGACCUCGACAUCCACCAGGGCUCGAUCCGGCGUAACGAGACGACGGCCUCCACCAAGGAGAUGAUUGACGAGGACGACGAUGAUGAUGACGACGAUGACUUCAGUGGGCCGGCCCUGGGUGGACCGGUGAACGUACGCAGCGACAGUGACGACGAGGAUGAGCCCCCCACCAUGGGCAAGAUGCUGUCGAACAAGUCCUCGUCUCAGGCCGCCAACACGACAACCGCCCAUCAGACGUUUCAGUUCAAAAAUCAGCACCAUCUAACGCCCAACCCGCUGGCCGCGAGCCCGACCCGGAAGAAACCCUUCAGCAUGGAGGUGAUGGAUUUCUAGGAUUCCUGUCCAGAAGAAGAAAAAAAAACAGCCAGCAACAAAAAUCGUACUUAAGCAAAAAGAAACAAACAACCAAGCUCAGCUAUAUUUUUAUAAUAGUGUUUUUAGAUUGUGUACGUGUACAGAUUUCCAGACACUUGUUUGAGAGAUUACUCGCAUAUUCGUCGGUCUUUCUUAUUAUUUUUCUGUUUAGUUCGUGUUAAGUUGUUUGUAUAUAUCUUGUUCUUGUAUGAUAGUGAGAGAGCCGUAGUUUUGAGGUUACAACCAAAGAAAGCAGCCCCGUAUAGUGUACGUACUGUUACGCUAAGUUAGUCGAGUUACUCUAGAUGCUAGAGAAUAAACAGUGAGAAAUAUGAUUGGAAAUAAUGCUGUGCCAGAAAAUUUAAGUAAACUACUAACAGUAAGCCAAAAUGUGUUGGUUUCUUUCCAAAGUUUACUUUUUGUUUGUUCAAGAAUUUCAUGAACCUCGUUUCGAAUCACCCACUACAAACAUGACAGAAAGCCCAGGUUUACGCGCUGAAUUGCAUCGUUAUCAAUCGUCAGAGACCCCUGCACUUAUGUUAAACGAUAAACAAAUAAGAACGAAAACAAUAAGCAAAACACUUGAUAUUACUCAAUGCAUACAAAACAAAAGUAGUUUAUACAAACCACGGAGAAGGAGGGAAAACAGUUUAUUGAAAACAGAAAAGGAUGUAGUUUAUUUUUAACGGACGGUUUAGAUUAGUUGUAAACUUUGGGAAAAGAGCAGUUUUUCACUCUCGAUUCUGAUGGAUUCGAUUUUUCUGAGUAUUUUAGUAAGUGAUAUAAUUUGUAAGUAGCGAAACCGUAACCUAGUAGCAGGAAUUCAAACGAGCAAACAAAGAAAAGAAAAAAAAAGCCGUAAGCAGCCAAUUUGAUGUUUUUUAAGAUUUAAGAACAGCAGAAUUGAAACUGAAUGGAUUGGAGAAGUUAUUUCAUCAAAUUAACCUUGCCAGAAAGCAACUUAUGACAGACGUGAAUUUAAUGUUUAAGUGAAAAUGUUCGAGAAAAUGCGAAAAAAACUGAAAAAAAUAUCAUUAGAGCGUAGUAGACUGGUUCAUUUGAGAGACUUAACCGUGUAAAACUUUAAGGCAGAAUUCAAACUGGUUCUUUUGCAACUGUAAUCUUUGGAAUUUAACGCAUCUACUCGAAAUAUGUUUACCAAAUUGCACUUAAUGCACAAUUACAGCUUAAAAACAGAAACAAUGUGUACAUAAAAUGAUGUUCCUUCCUGAGUUAUUCGACCUAAAUAUUUAUUUCUUACAAGGAAAAUUACUGACAUGACGAGAAAAAAAACAGAUGAAAAACAAUAAAAAUUGUGAUCAAUAUUAUAUUUAAUGAGAAAACAACGUGUAGUUUGUAAGUUAAUGUUUUAAGAGUUAAGAAGAAAAAAAUAUAAAAAAAGCAAAAAACAAGUGAAAAGUUAGUAUAUACCUGAUACCACAAAAGUAAAUUGGAAUGUAAAACAAGAAAACAAAGGAAAAUAUCACUCAUCCAAGAGUACCUUCAAAACCCGCAAAGACGAAAUGAAGCAAAUGCAGCCGAUCGGAGGAGGCCACGGCAUGAACAAGUAUUAAAAUUUCUUUCCAUUACGAACAUACACACUGACACAAAACAGAUCCUGCAUGCUGAUGUCUGUUUUCUUACAAGGUGUCAAAUAAACAAACAAAAAACCUUUUGCUCAUCACAUUUGAAAUUUUCGUUUGCAACCCGCUCGGAAGGUAGGUUUGUUCGUUGAUCGACGUAUUUCAAUGCAGUAGCGCAUAUGGUGCCAGUAGACGAUAAGGGUAUGACUCGCGAAAUCUUCUCUUUAGAAAAUUUAAGGAGAAUAUGUUUGUCAUCAUAGGAGUAGUCAGAGGGGAACGAGAGUGACAGUGAAUGCCCCCUUCUUCUUGAAGAAUUUUUAGGAGAUAAUUCGCAAAGUAUAAUUGAUUUUAUUUUUAACUAUGGUUUACCAAUGAGAAUCCCUAGAUUAUUUAGGCGGAAUUUUGAGAAAAACUCUGAGAAAAAUUAAGGAAGUUUAUAAAAGUGGGUAAGGUUGGGAAGAUUGAGAAAACUUCAAAGAAAGAAAUUAUUAAACACUUCAAUCAAACGAAACAAAAUUCCGAUCUAAUAAAAAAUCCUCAAAAUAAUAAGACCUAUUUUUUUAUAUGGACUGAGGCUUGUGAGAUUUAAAACUUGGAAUGAAUUUCGGUACGCCAAACAUGAAAAAAUAGAAAAUUUCAAGAUUGUUAAAGUGACUAUAAUAAAAAAAAUUGCCCGUCUAUUUCGAAACCUAGAUUGUCAGAAUUAGCCACUUACAAGUAUUUGAAAGUACAUGGAAAGAUCUUCAUUGAUUUUAUCAGAGCGAUACUAUAUCAACAUUCAUAUAGGAUAUUGCCAUCAAACAUCUGAUGUUACCAUUUGUGCUACUCUGUCGAAAUGUUUCUUAAUAUUAUGGAACUGUUCAAGUUGAAAUCUUCAGUUUUCAUUUAUCAAGAUACGCAGCUUAUUCAAAUAUUAUUCACCCAAUGAGCAAUACUUAUUAGACCAAAAUUUGUACACAUCUUCCAGUAAAUUUGAUAAUUACUGCUUUGCUUACACGUUUUGUAACAAAUCCAAAAUGCCAUUUGAAAAUGUGUUACCAAAGCUAAGAGACAUACACACAUACACACACACACAAAUCAAACACAAAUUAAGGAAUAAAUCAACAAGAUGACUGUGAGCGAACCUAGCAUUAAGGCCAAAUUAGUUGCCGUCGAUGUUAUUAUCAUCAGUUUCAACACUUGAGAAUACAAUACACAUGUUCAAAGUAGGAUUCUAUAGAAAAUAAUAAGCAAUUGAACCCAAUACUCACCAAAAUAGCAACCAACAACCCCCCCAUUCGAUCAAAUUCCCCGAUAUGACUCAAUCCGACAAAAUCAGAUACCCAUCACUCUAAACAAAGGUUAGAAAUAGAUAGCAGAAAACCAAUUCCUUACGUCAAUUGCUUCAACAGAACAGUACACAAGACUACGAUAAACUAUUCCAGUUGAUACAAAAAGGAUAAAAUUGCAAUGCAAAUUGGCAUUCAUGCUUCCCGUUUUUGCUUGGAAAAUAAAAAUAAAAAAUCUUUCUGUUGUGAACUCGUGAUGCACUGAAAAAAAAACUGCUCUCAUAACAUCGUCUUAUUUCGCCAGAAGGUUGUUUUCUAAUAAGUGUGUAUUAUGACGAUUGAAAUCAUAUAAGACUCGGAAAUUAAAACCAGGGUGAUUCAAUUCAGUUUGAUUCUUCUACAUUUUAGAACGUUAGGAAGUGCCACUUUGGCAUUACUCAUCCCAUUAUACGAUUGGUUUACUCUACCUUUAGAGGAGUUAGUAUUAACAACAACAAAAAGAACCCAAAACAGAAACCUAGCUUAACUAUGAAGAAGAAAAAAACUAAUUGUGGCUUAACAAACUUUCAAGAAGAAAACAUAAAAGAUUUUACCUUCGGGUGAAAAAUAAACCGGAAAAUGUUAUUAUAUAAUAGCACACCUUAGAGGGUUGAAACCAAGUUUAACUGAAACGUUUGAGCGUUGUUCUCCCCCAUUGGUGGGAAGCUUUCGUUGGAAAAGUUUUCCUGUAAAGUAUGUAAAAAUCUACUACGCUAAUAAUCCUCCCCAAUCCCCGAAAAAAAAAACCAACCCAUUUAGCACUGAUUAGGAAAAUUGAAUCUACCGCAAAAGAAAUACAUUAUCGUGUAGGACAAAGUAAGAAACAUUUAACGUGUUGACGGUCUUUGUAAAAGGCCUCCUCAGCUUUAGAACAGUCGUUUCUGUGGGAAACUCAAAAAAAAAAGUUAAUCGUUGCAACCGAAAACUUAUGACAACCCCCCAAGUCAGUUUUGGAAGCGUUGGUUUGGAACAGAAUCAGAAGAAGAAAAAACUCAAACGAACAAAAGUACGUAAAAUCGUAAAAUAUCCAUGUUCCCACCCCUGUCCCUACUACAAAUAUGUUGCGUUUUUAAACCACACAUACACACACACACACACACACAUACACAAACACAUUGUCCCAUUUCAACUCCAAACAUAUUGUGAAGGAAAUUUUACGAAACACUCACACAGGUUCUCUCAAAAAACACGCAAAGGCCCUGGCUGCCCUGACUACUCUAUAGAUAUGUUGCAAAUAGUGUAAAUUAUAAACA
Molecule: messenger RNA, 6910 nt
Organism: Ochlerotatus camptorhynchus
Lineage: Eukaryota; Metazoa; Arthropoda; Insecta; Diptera; Culicidae
Product: sodium-dependent neutral amino acid transporter B(0)AT3
Exons: 11
Coding region: 524-2746 (740 amino acids)
Biological process (GO): sodium ion transmembrane transport
Cellular component (GO): plasma membrane
Source: RefSeq, a predicted model, not a curated record